AUGUCCACUGAGAUUCAUGAGGUUCACGAGCUCGUGGACAGAUCUCGUCGUACCUCGCUCCAGGAUGUGACGCCUCCACUACAGAAUGUCUCUUCGACGCCUCACUCUGAGCUCUCAUCCUUCCACAAGGUCUUCAUCGUCGCUCAGCUCUCCGGCAUCAUCUUUCUCUUCUCCGCAGGGAAUGGGCUGACCAUCGUGGGCUUGCCCAUCAUGACGAGUCAGCUGAAAAUCCCCUCUGCGCUAGCAUUCUGGCCCACGAGCGUGACGAGUCUCGCAUCGGCUUCUACCAUUCUUCUCUCUGGAUCUAUGGCGGAUGUCCUUGGCCCGACCCUGGUGGACCGAGCCGGUUGCGUCCUCAUGGCCAUUUUCGUGCUUGCCGCGGGCGGGGUGGAGAACGGGACCCAGCUGGUGACUGUGAGAGCCAUCUCUGGUAUAGGUGCAGCGAUGCACUCGGCAGCCUCUGUGGGCAUCAUCUCGUCGGUCCUUCCUCGAGGUCGAAGUCGAAACAUUGCCUACUCGUGUUUCGGCCUCAGCGCACCGUUAGGCUUCUCAUUUGGCUUGGUCGUAGGCGGCAUCAUGAUUGAUACAACGGGAUGGCGAGCGGGUUGGUAUCUCUUUGGAUCCAUCAUGUUGGUGUUCUGCGCAGUUGGAUUCUGGGCCCUACCCAGGCCAGUACAGAGGGACCCGUGGCGGGUGACUUUCAAACGUCUUCAACAGCAUGUCGACUGGGUCGGCGCUCUCCUCGCAUCGGCAUUCAUGAGCAUGCUCUCGUAUCUCCUGGCAACCCUCAGUACCGAUGUGACGCAGAUCAAAAGACCCGAAAGCAUUGCUUUGCUGUGUCUUGCCGUCGUAUCACUCCCGCUCUUCCUCACAUGGGUGCAUCAUCAGGUCCAACGAGGCAGACCAGCUUUGAUCCCCAAUUCGUUCUGGAAGAACCUUACGUUCACUACGAUAUGCGGGACGAUAGUACUCUCCUUUGCUGUGCUCAACUCGUUGGAACUGUUUGCGAGCUUAUUCUUUCAAGAAAUCCAGCACCUCAGCCCGCUUCAGACUUCACUGCGUAUCCUCCCAAGCAUGAUCGUCGGCGCCAUGCUCAACCUCACCAUUGGCUUCAUGGUUGAUCGCAUCCCACCCAUCUGGAUCGUCACAUUGUCAUCGGUGCUCUGUGCCAUUGCCCCGCUGCUUAUGGCGGUGAUACACCCGCAACGGACUUACUGGGGCAAUGCAUUCAUCGCUCAGCUCUUGCAACCUGUCAGCUGUGACGCUUUGUUCACCGUCGGACUGGUCGUCAUCUCGGAAAUCUUCCCCGAAGACAAGCAAGCGCUGGGCGGGGCGGUAUUCAAUAUGGUCGCCCAGUUUGGGAAUGCCCUCGGUCUGAGCAUCAUGCAGAUCGUCUCAAUGCUCGUCAAAGCGGAACGGGAACGGGAAGGAGAUCCGGCGGCUCUCAUGUCAAGUUAUAGGGCCAGCUUUUGGACCAUGUUUGGGAUGAUGCUGGCCUGUGCAUUGUGGGGAGGUUUGGGACUGAGACGCACCGGAAAGAUUGGACUCCAUAGGGAUUAG
Kockovaella imperatae is the source of this 1560-nucleotide messenger RNA. Its product is annotated as putative MFS transporter. Lineage: Eukaryota; Fungi; Basidiomycota; Tremellomycetes; Tremellales; Cuniculitremaceae. Gene Ontology annotation, cellular component: membrane. The transcript has 3 exons. Gene Ontology annotation, biological process: transmembrane transport. Gene Ontology annotation, molecular function: transmembrane transporter activity. The record is from RefSeq and is a predicted model, not a curated record. Bases 1 to 1560 code for a protein of 519 amino acids.